This is a messenger RNA of Diaporthe citri, 2229 nucleotides long. RefSeq lists its product as uncharacterized. NCBI's taxonomy places the organism in Eukaryota, Fungi, Ascomycota, Sordariomycetes, Diaporthales, Diaporthaceae. The coding region runs from base 1 to 2229 and encodes 742 amino acids. The transcript has 2 exons. The record is from RefSeq and is a predicted model, not a curated record.
AUGUCUGAGCAUUCAACGCCGUCCUCUGUGGACCGCCAGGAAAUACCUCGAUAUCCUGGCGAGAAGCCCAUGCCUCCAAGAACACCAAGCAAUGAUGAGGCCGCGCUAUACAUUGCGAAGCUAGCAAUUCAAGCCAAGGACAGGCUCAAGAACAAGAGAAACUCAAAGUCAAAGAAAACCAGUGAUGACUGUGCUGAUCAGAAACAAGAGGAGGCACAGCCUGUCAAUGUCGAGACGGACCCACAGCCAGAGGAUCCCCAGAUCGAGGCUGCAACGAUCCCCGGAGCACAGAGUUGUGCAGACUCUCCACACGAAACUUCACAGUCAGGCCAGGAGAGCACCGAAUCUCCUAUCCCUUGGCCGGAUAUGCCAUUUGCGUACGGAGACUUUUCAACGCUCAGACUUCCACUGAAGUCGAUGUACGAUGGAAGUGGACAGUGGCCGAAGAGAACCCGUCAUGGUGGAAAGAAAUACAGCUGGAGCAACAUUGGAUUUCCCCGGGACGAUUCCCUGCUUGUCCCUGACUUCGAGGAAAACACCCACAUCGAUAAAGACGAGCCGUACACCAUGGAGUUGGCUACGGAUGUCAACAACAUUCGUUACAAGGAUCCAAAAGAGAUUGCUGAUGGAGCCGUCGAGUCUCUCCAAGAGAAGAACCGUACCAUCGAAACCUUCACCGUCCACGGUCGUACUGUUUGCCGAGUCAAGUUCAGCGACGUCAAUGCCUUUGGCAAGGGAUCCCCGUACAGCUUGUCCACAAUGUCCAAGUCGAUUGAACAGAAGAUCAACGAGGAUUUCCGUGUGCCGCCCAACCUUCAAAUUGAGCGUUGGGUGAUGGCUCACGUCCUGCUAUCCAUGGGUGGAGAGAUUGGUGGCAGAACUGAUGACUACUGGAGCCGAGCUCGUAGUCUCGCACAACAACAGCUCUAUGUCAACCCCGGUCUUGAGGUCGAAGCCAGACAGCAGAUGGAGGCGGGUGACCACGAGAAGGACCCGGCAUUUUCAAAGAUGUUGGCGCUUGUGAAGAAGGGCUGUCCUAUGAAAGCAUACAACCUCUAUCACCAGGCCCAGAGAAACGACUACGCCACGGAGAACGGUCUGCUCUACAAGGUAGAGAAUACGGACAUAAUCCUGGUCUUGGACCAGUCCGACAAUAUGAUCCUGUUCCAGUGCGGUGACGUCUUCAAGCAGCUCCUUACAAAGGCUGUCCAGAAGCUCGCUGCUCAAUCGUUUGAGACGUACAGCACCCUUACUCCGAUACCAUGGCCAGAUAUGACUCGACACGGCCUCCAUUGGAUCUCGUUCCUUUCCGAGAGACCGGACCUGGACUUCCGAAACCAAGACAACGAUCCACGUCUGGCGAAGUCAGGUGUCUUCCACAUCGGAGCUCGCUGCGAGAUCGGUGACCCGGAUGGUCAGAAACUCCCAGGUCCCACCAAAGACAACGCCGGAAGAAGAGUGUCUCUUCGCGGUCACGUCUUUCACCAGCUAGUGAAGUUGCGCUACAGUGCCUUCGGGGCAUGCACCGAGAUGUCCAAGUUCUUCUUCCAAAUCCUCGAGCCAACCCUCAUGCAGCAAUACAUCCGUGUUGCGGACGAGGUCGCCAAGCUGGGAGUUCCAUUCCAGACCAGACGCUCGGGCGAGCCCUUCUCGAUGCGGGCUCUGCUGGUCAACCUGAUGACGUACGAGCACCAGGAUACUGGAGACUGGCACCAUGGAUAUGCGUUCCUUCUGCCCGUCGGCGACUUCACAGGCGGAGACCUCGUCUUGCGGGAGCUGGGUUUGCAGAUCGAGGCUCCGUCGGGCUGUCUGCAGAUGCUCCGGGGCCGUGAGCUCAGGCACUCCAUCACCAAGUGGAGUGGACGGCGCUUCGUUUGCGUCAACGUCACCCACGAGUCUGUCCGGAGGUGGGCACUCCGCUCGCUAGGUGAGGAGGUUAAUGAAGAGAAAACCUCCCGCACCCAUUCGAUCUUGUCAGAUUGCAUCGAUAAGGAGCCGGAGGAUGUUGUGCCGGAGGACCAGCGAGAGGAGGAGAUGUCUCACUGGUUGCCCGAGAGUGAGGAUGAGCUUGGGGAAUCGGUUCACGGUGGCUCUGAGGCAUCACUGCCAUCGGAACCUGAGCGAGAGCGCCCGUCCAAGUCCAAGCACAGGGCUGCCAGCUCUUCCGACGCCUCCGCGGAGGCUAGCGACCAGAACGCGGGAAAUGCGAAGCGUCAGAAGAAGGCUUGA